Messenger RNA from Callithrix jacchus (white-tufted-ear marmoset), 1030 nucleotides. RefSeq names its product enoyl-CoA hydratase, short chain 1 (gene ECHS1). Gene Ontology annotation, biological process: fatty acid beta-oxidation. The record is from RefSeq and is a predicted model, not a curated record. Lineage: Eukaryota; Metazoa; Chordata; Mammalia; Primates; Cebidae. Gene Ontology annotation, cellular component: mitochondrion. Gene Ontology annotation, molecular function: catalytic activity.
GGGCGGGGCGAGCCCUGAGUGGUGAGGCGCGGGGGCGGCUCCCGGGCCGGGCGAAUAGUGGAGAGAGCCAUGGCCGUUCUUCGUGUCCUGCUGCCCCGCGUCCGCGGCCCACUGAGGCCCCCGAUCCACAGCUCGGUGUGGCGUCCCUUCGCCUCGGGUGCCAACUUUGAGUACAUCAUCGCAGAAAAAAGGGGGAAGAAUAACACCGUGGGGUUGAUCAAGCUGAACCGCCCCAAGGCCCUUAAUGCACUUUGCAAUGGGCUGAUUGAGGAGCUCAAUCAGGCACUGAAGACCUUCCAGGAGGACCCGGCCGUGGGGGCCAUUGUCCUCACCGGCGGGGAUAAGGCCUUUGCAGCUGGAGCUGAUAUCAAGGAAAUGCAGAACAUGAGUUUCCAGGAGUGUUACUCCCAGAAGUUCUUGAACCACUGGGACUGCAUCACCCAGGUCAAGAAGCCGGUCAUCGCUGCUGUCAAUGGCUAUGCUCUUGGCGGGGGCUGUGAGCUUGCCAUGAUGUGUGACAUCAUCUAUGCCGGCGAGAAGGCCCAGUUUGGACAGCCCGAGAUCUUACUAGGGACCAUCCCAGGUGCAGGAGGCACCCAGAGACUCACCCGUGCUGUCGGGAAGUCGCUGGCGAUGGAGAUGGUCCUCACCGGUGAUCGGAUCUCAGCCCAGGAUGCCAAACAAGCAGGUCUUGUAAGCAAGAUUUUUCCAGUUGAGACACUGGUGGAAGAAGCCAUCCAGUGUGCAGAAAGAAUUGCCAGCAAUUCCAAAAUCAUAGUAGCAAUAGCCAAAGAAUCAGUGAAUGCAGCUUUUGAAAUGACAUUAACAGAAGGAAAUAAGUUGGAGAAGAAACUCUUUUAUUCAACCUUUGCAACUGAUGACCGGAAAGAAGGGAUGGCCGCGUUUGUGGAAAAGAGAAAGGCCAACUUCAGAGACCAGUGAGAAGCAGCCGCCCUGCCCCACGCCUCUACCUGGAGGGGAAAAGCGUAGCCUGCCAGUUUUAGAAGCAAGUAAAUCACCCUCUUCUCAA